Hyposmocoma kahamanoa is the source of this 1913-nucleotide messenger RNA. RefSeq lists its product as uncharacterized. Lineage: Eukaryota; Metazoa; Arthropoda; Insecta; Lepidoptera; Cosmopterigidae. The coding region runs from base 106 to 732 and encodes 208 amino acids. The transcript is spliced from 6 exons. The record is from RefSeq and is a predicted model, not a curated record.
AAAGCCUGGUUUAGACAAUUUUAUGUAGGAACGAUAAAAUGUUCGCCAGACAAUCGAUAACAGAAAGGAAAAGAAGCGGUUUUCGCUUAUUGGGUAGGAAUUGAAAUGUUUUUACAGGGCCGCGUCGUAGUGGUGUGGUUGUCGUGGCUGGCCGGCGGUGUGUGCGGCGUCAUCAUUUUACUUCUCAUCAUCUGCUACUGCCGCCUCAUGCCGCGCCAUCAAAAAUCCCUUGACGAGCAAUACCUCAAGGAUACCUACACAAUAAAGGAAAACUAUGCUUGCACUAGCCAAGGAAAUCACAGUAGAGUGAAACAUGCAGAAGUGCAAGUUCAACGGCACGCGCGCCCGGUGAGCUUCGCGGGCGAUCACCACGCACACACGCAUUCGCCCCCGCAUUGGCAUCGCGCGCCGCCUGCGCAGCCUGCGCCCGUGCCCGCCGCUGCGCAGCAGUACGCCUCUAGUAGUAUGCUGGACGAGUUAGAGGAGGGCGACAGCACGAGCGGUGCGGAGGCUCUUAAAACUCGCUCGCUGCCAGCCUUCCUGCGCCCGCGGCCGCGCCCUCUCUCCACCGACGCCGACCUGCAUCAGCUCUACGCUAAGGUGAACUUAAGCAAGAAGCACAAGAACCGAAUGCGCAGCGAGCACGCUGCCAUCAUCGCGCUGAGCAAAUCACGCAGCCAGUGCCUCGACGGUGAUGCCGUCAUCGUCUACGACCAGCGCACGCAGCUCUGAGAGCCUUUUCGCCUGCGUUGUUGGGCCUGGUGCAGCAUGUGAGCGCUAUCUAACAUGAAUACUCGUGUUACCGAUUUUUGCGGAUUUACCACAAAUUUUGGGGAAACAAUUAUUUGGGCACUUUUUAUAUAAAUGAUUAAUAAAUUUUCUGAGGUAUAAUUUAUUUUUCACGCAAUAAUUAGAAUCAAAUUUCGAGUAUUUAAAAGUACUCUGUGGCAAUAAUAACACAGUACUCAUGCGCUGUGUAGCUCUCGAGCUGCUCAAAAUCAGGGAAAAUUUUUCGUUUUAACACUACUUCGACAUAUCUUACUAAUUCAACAGUUAAUACCAUAGUUUUUUCUACCUAUAUAGUAGAUUCCCAUACACUUUAGUCUAUGGUUAAUGCCUGCUAAAAAUGUACUCAAUAGAUGGCCGGCCUGGACAUUGUAGGUACUUAUUAUAUCUAUGACUAAAACAAUAAUUAAAUUGACCAUUAUUGUACCCACAAGGUGCUGCUCUUUGAAAUUGAAGUACAGUCAGUGCUUUGAAUUGUUUGUCUGUUGAAGCUUUUAGACGCGUUUAUAAGUAUUACCAUGGACCAAUGACUAGAAGGAUUGUUAAUCGCGAUAUAAGAAAGCAUAGUCGGGUAUUUAGUACCUAUUGGUGGACCAGAAGUAGCGACGGGUACCAACUAGUUGUUUUUGUAACGAAUUUGUGCAAAGCUAUUGUAUGAAAGCUACUCUAAUUUCAAGUGAUAACUAGAGAUGAAACGGAUAUGUGGUAAGUACCCGGUAUCCGGCCUAUCCGGAUAUCGGAUGUUUAAAACUGAAAAAAAUUCAUAAUCAGUACGCCAAAUAAAUACACACGCAAAAUAGGCGCUUUGUCGUCGAGUUGCGGAUACUAGCCCGUUGCACCAAGUACCAAGUAAAUUGAUUUAUUGAUUAAAGGUAACAGAAUACAGUAAACAGCAACUACAGGAUCGUCGACAAUCUGUUUAUUAAUUGAAAUUGAAAGAACUAUGAAGCUAGAUAACGUUAUCUGUAAAUUUAGUACUCAAAUUUCAAUAAAGGUAAAUUAUGGUAGAUGAAGAUCAGUUGUUCUGCAUUAAGUGGUAAGAGUUGGUUCUAUUUAUUUUCAUAAAUGAGACCAGCUUCAGAGGACAGUUUUUCACUAUAAACUCUUACAAACUUUGUUAAAUUUUA